CUAGCAAGUCGAAAGCCAAAUUUUGAGGUAUUUUUUUUCUCGGCUUUGUGCUGUGACCACCAAUUCACCCCCAAUCCGCCCUUCUGUGAUCGGCGAUCGAUCUUCCGAUGAUCUAAACCGCGCUAGAUCCGACCUGAUAUCGAUUUGUGGCUCUACCCGAAGCUACAAUGGCGUCAAAGGCAACAGUUGACGAAAAUGGCACUCUCGAAUCACCUGCUGUAUCCUCUCAAGAUAAGUGUAGCAGGAACAAGAGAAAAUUUCCGACGGAUUCCCCGGCCCUUGACACUCUUGAUCCUUCCGUUAUGGAAAGUGCGUACCAUGACUAUGGGCCAUUUCCAACUGAGGCUUCGAGCAGUCGAGAUCUUGACAAUCAUGUCAGCUUGUGUAGUACUUGUAGAGGCCUUAUGCAUAGUCUCAAAGAGGCAUUAUAUUUGGAAGAUGCAAGAGAAUCCUACUGGAGUGGCAUGACAGAAACCCACCUCGAGGAGGUUCUUCUAAGUAAUUUGGACGCAGGAUACGAAUCUGUAAUUAAAAGGAUUACCUCUUAUGGAUACAAAGAGUCUGUUGCAAUUAAUGCUCUGUUAAACAUUGGCCAUUGCUAUGGUUGUAAAGACCCUGUUGUGAAUAUUGCUGAACAUGCUCUUGAGUACCUAGCAAGCGGAAAAGCAGUGGAUGUUUCUGAGAGAGAGAAUGGACCUGAGCAGAUCAGAAAGUUGGAGAGGAGAUUAUUGGACGACAUGGUUGAUGUACUUAUCGAGAUGAGACCUUUCUUUGGUAGAGGAGAUGCAAUGUGGUGCCUGCUAAUGUGUGAUAUGAAUCUUUCCCUUGCAUGCACUAUGGAUAGUGAUACCUCUAGUUGUUCAGGAUACAAUGGCGUUUCAGGUCAUUCUGCUUCUCAGUUAAACACCAAUUGUAAUUCCUAUGGUUCUGGUCCAGUUAUGUCCGAAUGCAAUGUUCCUGCUGGUGCGCCAAAAUCUUCAACUCAUCCUCCAUGUUCCUCUAGAGAUGAAACCUCGAGUUUGACUAGCAAUGCUGGUUUACCUUCUUCACAAUUCUAUGCCUCACGCACUGUGCAUGGUUCAUACAAUCAUUCAGAAAACUUGAAGGAGAAUUCACUAUCUUCAUCUAAAUCUUUAGAGGAAAAUGUCUUCUCUUAUGCUCUACCUAUAUCUUCUUUUCCACGUGAAAAAUCUGCUGGAAGUAAAAAAUGGCAUGCCAGUACUUCUAGGGCUCGGUGCCGAUCAAAUCAAUCUAAUAGGAAUGGCCGAGUUCAUGCUGAUAGAUCAGGUUCAAAGUUAACCAAAAAUAGCAAUUUGGCUAAAGUUCUAUUACACAAAAAGAAUAAAUCUGUUUCAGGUUUUAUUAGUGAUCCAAAAUCCACUCCCUUAAAACUGGAUAAAACAGUUGAACUGGUCUCUUCAGAAUCAGUUACAACUCAGAACUUCUCUUUUACUGCUGGUUCAUCUAACACAGUAGCAACUGGCUUGGAUAAAAUCAGUAAGAACCCUUCCUCACCUCCUGCAAGCUCUGAUGCUUCCUUAUCACUUAGUACUGAUACUUGCCAUAAUGUCGCUAUUGGAAAAAAUGGUAGUUAUGACUCCACUAGGAGCAGUUGCAAUUCUAAUCUUCUACACAGCCAGGUUAGCUCAAACUCGACAUCUAUGAAUGCCAAAGAUGAACUAUUGGUAAAAUUACUCUCUCGAGUAGAGGUGUUAAAGACUGAGUUGCAAGACUGGACAGACUGGGGACAACAAAAGGUGAUGCAGGCUGCUCGUAGACUCAACCAGGACAAGGUUGAACUUCAAAACCUGAGGCAAGAAAGAGAUGAAGCAGCUCGUCUCCUUAAAGAAAAGGAGACGCUAGAAGUUAGCACGAUGAAGAAAGUAGCAGAAACAGAGUAUGCAUGGUCAAAAGCCUGUUCCCAUUAUGAAUCUUUAAAUGCUAAUAUUGGGAGGCUUGAAAAUCAGAACCACAAACUGAGGCAGGAAUUGGAAGUUGCUAAGACACAUGCUACUGAAUUAGCCAUCAAUUGUCAAGACGCAUCAAUGAGGGAAAUCAUGACACAAAAAAAGAAGCACUCUUGGGAAAAGGAAAGAAUAAUGCUUGCUGAGGAGCUUGCAUCUGAAAAACAGAAGUUGUUGUAUCUUACCCAGAAGUUUCAAGAAGCUAACGAGUACCGUGACCAGUGUGAGGAUAGGUGGAAACUUGAAGUUAAGGCAAGGCAAGAUAUCCUCGUGCAGGUUGCUGCUGAAAGGAAUGAACGUGAAAGAAUAGAAACUUCGGCUAAAUUGGAGGAAUCAGCCAUUGUAUCAAAGGCGGAAAGUGAUUUACAAAGAUACAAAGAAGAGAUCAGGGGCCUUGAAGACAAGAUUUCAAAAGUGAGAAUUAAUAGCUAUCCAAAAAUCCCUGAACUUAGUUGGGACACGAAUGGUCAUUCUAAUGCUGAAAUAUUGGAUUCCGAUGGAUCUGACGAUGAAGUACCGCGUGAUAGAGAGUGUGUCAUGUGUUUGACUGAGGAAAUGUCAGUUGUUUUCCUCCCCUGCUCCCAUCAAGUUGUUUGUGCAAAAUGCAAUGAAUUGCACGAGAAGCAAGGGAUGAAGGAUUGCCCUUCUUGUAGGACUCCCAUUCAGCGAAGGAUCCAUGUUCGCCCACUUUAAUCUCAACUUGCAAAUGCUGUCUUUAGGUCAAGGUUUGAGUCGUAGUUUGAGGUUUGAUACUGAAUAUGGACGUUGUUCCUUUUAUUCUCUUUCCUUUUAAUCGUUAAAGCAUUCAGACACCAUUGAAGUGUAAUUUCGUCCGUCCUUUUUUUCC
Molecule: messenger RNA, 2811 nt
Organism: Zingiber officinale
Lineage: Eukaryota; Viridiplantae; Streptophyta; Magnoliopsida; Zingiberales; Zingiberaceae
Product: MND1-interacting protein 1-like
Exons: 3
Coding region: 168-2657 (829 amino acids)
Source: RefSeq, a predicted model, not a curated record